Molecule: messenger RNA, 676 nt
Organism: Schistosoma curassoni
Lineage: Eukaryota; Metazoa; Platyhelminthes; Trematoda; Strigeidida; Schistosomatidae
Source: the annotation of a GenBank genome assembly
UUGUAUGUUUGUUCGCAAUUGUGCUGUCUUUCUAAAGGUUUUUGGUGUUCAUUAUAGCUGUAGAAGUAGGUGUUUCGAAGGUCAAGACUGCUCACAAAGUUUCAAAGGCAGAGGAAGUGAAUGACGCAGAUGACAUUGAGGAUGAGAAUGACGACGAAGAGGACGAAGGUACAAGUGAAGAUGGCGACGACAGUGACGAAGACGAUGAAAGUGAAGAUGAAAGCGAGGAAGAAGAGGACGGAAGUGAAGACGAAAGUGACGAGGACGUUGAUAUGGUCUCACCUAAAGGCAAGGAGAAGAAGCAGUUUCCUGGCUUACACGACAAAAAAACUGGUGGAUUUCCGAAAGCAGACAACCGUUCAGGAGAUCAAAGCAACUUCAAAGCGCAGCACAAAUUUGGUGGUGAUUUCAAGCGCAACUCGUUUCGUGGUCGUGGUGGUCGAUCUCGCGGCCGCGGUGGUCAGUCGCCUCACGGUCGUGGUGGACAGUCUUUCCGUGGUCGUGGUGGUAACCGUGGGGGCUGGUCAAAACGCGGUGGUUCUGAUUAAAAAACUUGAUUGCUCUGUAAAUCCAAAUUGCAAAUAAAUCUUUGUAAAUGAAUCUGAUUUCUCUGACAGUUUGUUUUCCGUCCUUGAUGAGUACUUCUGUUUUUAGUUAAAAAGCAUGUCACUGACAC